Messenger RNA from Pyricularia pennisetigena, 597 nucleotides. RefSeq lists its product as uncharacterized. Lineage: Eukaryota; Fungi; Ascomycota; Sordariomycetes; Magnaporthales; Pyriculariaceae. Gene Ontology annotation, biological process: small GTPase-mediated signal transduction. The transcript has 4 exons. The coding region runs from base 1 to 597 and encodes 198 amino acids. Gene Ontology annotation, molecular function: GTP binding; GTPase activity. The record is from RefSeq and is a predicted model, not a curated record.
AUGGCGGCCGCAAAUAACCAGAACGUUAUUCGCAGGAAACUGGUAAUUAUAGGCGAUGGUGCAUGCGGAAAGACAAGUUUACUUAGUGUCUUCACCCUUGGGUAUUUUCCAACAAUUCCGACCGUCUUCGAAAACUACGUUACAGAUUGCAGGGUGGAUGGCAAGUCGGUGCAGCUAGCAUUAUGGGAUACGGCAGGCCAGGAAGACUACGAGCGAUUGCGGCCCUUGGCAUACUCAAAAGCGCACGUCAUCCUAAUAGGGUUUUCUGUCGACACACCAGAUUCAUUGGACAAUGUGAAGCACAAGUGGAUCGAAGAAGCUACCGAAAAGUGCCCCGGGGUACCCAUCAUCCUCGUCGGCCUCAAAAAGGACUUACGGGAAGACCCGGUGGCCAUCGAGGAGAUGCGUAAGAAGAGCAUGCGCUUUGUCACUGAGCACGAUGGUGAGACUGCGGCCAAGGAAGUUGGUGCCCGCAAAUACUUAGAGUGCUCGAGCCUCUCUGGCGAAGGAGUCGACGACGUCUUUGAGGCAGCCACACGCGCAGCCCUCUUGACCUUUGAGAAGGGUGAGGGAGCCGGAUGCUGUGUGAUCCUAUAA